AUGCAGUCCGGCGAUGAUUCAUGGCAUGUCAUUGAGGAAAACAAAACCAUCCAUCCGUGGCAGAACGAGUUCAAAUCUCCACUCCCUGAAUACGGGUACAUUGCCUCAAUCUUUUCAAAGACAGACAUUGAACUUCGGGUUCGUGAAGCUGAGAAGGACAAAGAUGUUGAUGAAGGUGAGAUUGAAGUCAUCGAUCCCGCCACAGCCAAAGUUGAGAGAAUUAAAGCCAAUGAUCCUAGGUACUACAGUGCCGACGGUUUCAAGGCUAGGAGUUACAAAGGUUCUAGCAAGCCUAUGCACAUCCCACCGUUCGUGUGGCAACAGAUGUCGGUAGGACAAAGGAGAAAGGCCAUAGAGAGAGAGCAAAAGAAGAUUGCCACCGAAGAGGCAGAGUCCAAGGCCAAGACGAGUACCAAGAAGAAACCUUCCACGCCGGCGGCAGCUAGCCCGCCGGAAGGCGAGGCCGAGCUCGAAGUUAUUCCAGCGAUGCCAACCCUCAACCGGCAACAGCGAAGGCACAGGGAGAAGCCUUUGCCCAUGAAUGACUUCAUGGAAGACCACACGGCCAGGCCCAAGCCAUUGAGGAUGGCCAAGCUUGCGAAGGUCUUGGCUGUCUUCUUCGAUCCGGUGUGGAGCAAUUGGAGGGGCUCUUCAUUGAUUGCCGAGUCCGGUUCGGCGAUCCCGCCGGUGAAUGAGGUGUUGGUGCACGAUCAUCACCUGCUUCCGAAGUCUGAGGAACAGCCGCAUAGCCUUCUGGGGCUUCUGGUGGUGAACCAUCAUCAGGCUUUCGCUUCGCCUGUGGCUGUGGAGGUGGAGGAGUUGUACAGCAGAUCAGUGGCCCUGGCUUUGCAGUUGGGUGGCUGGGUUCUCAUUGAGACUACAGGUGCUGAAACAGCUUUGUACCUUGAGGCAGAGUGGUCAAAGAUGCGAGUGAAGCAAACUUUCUUGGAGGCUUUGGUCCUGGAGUGGCCUGGUUUGAAGAUUGAGCAGAAGGUGACAUAUGCAGUUGAGUGGCGGCCUUCUGUGGGAACAGGUGGCCAUGCUGUCUCCAAAUCCAGCAAGGUGCAUUUGACGGGGCUUCCCGCUGAUGGACACUUUUCAAUGCGGGUGCUGGCUUGCGUCAACAGUGAUGCUCGAGGGGUAACCCCGUUGCGACUCAAUGGACCUUGGGUUGAGGCCGCUAGUCUUCUUGCCAACAGAAGGCCAGGUCGAGCUCAUGCUGCGAGUUUUGAUGUAAACCUUGACCCGAUGGGAGAAGCACGAGGAGAAUGCCAGGUAAGCAAAUGCUCAAAGUAUUUGGCCCCAGAGGACUCUACUGGCUAUGUCAAUGACCCGGCGUCGACCCUGUGCAGGCGAUGUGGCUAUUCAUUUCUGGAGCACAAGAAAGGAUUGCCCACAAACCAGCAGGGAGGAGGGAAAGCUAUGUCCACAAAGUCAGCAGCUCCUAUCUCCGACAGCGAGAAAUUGUAUACGGUGCAGUCUUCCAAAACCGAGUCAGGCAAAGAGGUUCGGAAGAGCUUAGCUACAUUCAUUGUGCAGCACAGGGCUGUGUUGCUUCGAUCCAAACCGAGCGUCAAGGCAGACAAGCUUGGGAUCGUGUGCAAAGGGCAUAUUCUCAAAGGGUAUGAGAUUGAAGGCUGGGUUCAGCUGACACGUGAAGCAAGCAUGCAGGCUGGCACUGGAGGAAAAGCUGCAUGGGCGCUGAUAGAUGGCAAGGAGGUCGGCCUGGGAAUUCUUCUGCAGCAGCUGAAGCCGGGCGAAACACCAAUGACGAGAGUUGAGGACUCAGAUGAUGAGAAGGCAACUCCAUGGAGAGCUGAAGAUGUCUAUGUUGGUGCCAUGGAGUUUGAGGUCAUUUUUAAAUCCGUGUCUGUGCGAAGGAAACCCAGAGUCACAGCCAAAUCCCUUGGCGUUGUCAAGGAGGGAGACAAGAUCUUUGGCUACCCGAAGGACAAUUGGCUCCAAACAAGCAAGAAAUACAGGCAAAAAGAGCCUGGAUGGAUGCGGAUGGACGGAACGGAUCUUGGUCACGGCCCCCUAUUGCAAUGCACUUCACUCAAGCCGCAGAUGACAAAGUGCUUUGCAGAGGCCCUUCUGAUUUCUUGGCAGCAAGUGCCUGCAAAGUCUGUACUAUACUCUCUGGAGUGGAUGACGCAGGAAAAGAAACGUGCAAACACGGCGUUGGACAAGACCAGAUCUACUACAGGUAAGAUUCAGGGCUUGACUGCCGACUCCACCUACUUCAUCAGGGUCACGGCUUUUGUCAUGAUUCCGGGGAUGCAAGUCAGCGAUCCGAAGAGCAUUUGUGCACAGAUCUGCAGCGAGUGGACAGAAGUUCAGACAGGCGCUGCAGUGGACACGGUGGAGCAGACCUCCAUGACGUUUGACCCACUGGCGAGAAUUCGUGGCCGCUGCAGUGGUUGCCAGUACUGCCAGAGCUUCAUUUUGUCGAAGUAUUCCUACUUGAUGCAUUUGGAUCAGGUGCUUUGCCGGCGAUGUGGCUGUGCCUGUACGAGUCAUGAAAUCGUCGGUGAGUAUGGGAAGUCACAUGCUCAAUGGUCGAAGGAGAAUGCAGAGCGCAGGAAGAGGGAAGAUCAGAGACGACAAGCCAACAAGUUCAACAAGAAGCCAGACCUUGUCCUGGAGAUACCUUGCGACCCAUGGCAGCCAGAUGAUGCACCUGCUGGAACCGCGAAGGCCAACUAUGUCAUCCGACAGGUGACGAAAGCAAGAAACUUCUAUGAGACCCUUGGAGUGAAGCCAUCUGCGGCGACCAAGGACAUCCGGAACGCAUACCGUCAGAUUGCACUGCGAAUUCACCCAGACAAGGUGUGCCCUGGCGGGGGGGAUUCAGACCUACUGACCGAGGCAGAGGCCGCUUUCAAGUUGUUGUCUACAGCUUACGAAGUACUUGGUGACGAAGGAAAAAGAGCAUCAUACAAUCACACAGCAAGGAACAAGGCAGCCUCAGUCAGCUCGCAAGGGCCGCGCACAACAGCACCAUCAGAGGGCGCGCGGAGGGAAGCAUGGCCAGGAGGCUCCAACGGUUCCAGGGCCCAGAAGGAGGUGAACUUCAAGGUCGUCCAUGCCAUCAAUGCUGAAGAGAUUCGGAUGACGAUGAACCCCGGUACGAGUGUGAUGGGGCUAAAGCGUGCAAUGUGCAAGAGGCUAAAGAGGGGGCCGCCGGAGAGCAUCGAUCUUUGUGAUGCAAAGGGCUGCAUCUUGGAGGAUGACCAUCGCUUUGUGUCAGACCAGGCUUUGUUCUGCAUUGGCGUAUCUUUGGGGCCACCAAAGACUGUGAAACUUGAGGUGAGAGACCAUCGAACCGGAGCGAGACUUCAUGUGGAGGUACUGGACACCGCGAGUAUGGAGACUGUCAGGAAGAAGGUGGCCCGGGAACUGCGAGUCAAAGAAAAGGAGAUACAAGUUGGACACCAGAAGUUCACGGGCUCAGCUCGCCGGUUUGAAGCGUUGGCCACAGACGAGUUGCUCAAUGGCAGGAGAAGAAUCUAUGUGAAUGGCACCACCGUCCUUAUCUACUUGAGCCUGGAUCAGGCUUUACAGCUUCAGCGUGACCUCAUCGUUGCUUACAGUGAGCCGAAGUUCCAGGCAGACCUUGACGGCUUGUUGAGCACAUAUCCAAUGCCGGAGUCAAUAACCCAGAUGAAAUUCCGGGAGGCAUUUGGCAAGCUUGUGCGCAUGGCACAGAAAGAGUGCCUAGCAAGGUGGGGCUUUGAAGGAGACUUUGCAGCCCAAAACAUGAUGACUGCUUUCGGAAAAGUUGCGCAUACGCCCGAAGUGUACUCCCUCAGCCUAGAGAUUGACAAACUCCUCCGUAUUACUUCAGGGGGAAUGAUUGCUGCUCCAAUCAAGCAAAAGAAACCUGAUCAGGCGGAACCCAAAACUGCUGAGCAGCAACCAUUUCGGCAGGAAACCGCAAAGGGAAAAGUUUCAAAAGCACCUGUUACCAUAACUGUUCGUCAAGCAGUUGACGAAGAGUUUGAAGCUCCUGCACCUUCAAUAAAGGUAACUGUUCCUGCAGAUGCCACCAUGCGCAAGGUCAAACAGGCAAUAUCAGAGAAGCUGGGCAUGAAGCGGACGACCACAAUAAAGCUAGUGUUUGAUCUGCAUGGAAGAGCUGCCAAGUUGCGGAAGACCGCAUCGCUGGACAGUGGCAUGACUUUUGCGUCCUUUAAAGAUGACGAGCAAAUUGGUUCACGCCGAGAGCUGCUAGUGCUUGGUGCAGAUUUGCGGCAGGCACCACAGCAUCUUCCGCGGCAGGUUGAGGUUUCUGUAGAGCUAAGUGGCUUGGGGUCCCUUCCAGAUGGAGAGGUGUUUGUGCAGGUUAGACGAACAGCAACAAUGCGGGAGGUGAGAGAAGCUGUGGCAUGGCAAGUUUUGACGAAUCAGGCUGAAACCAUCAUGCCCAGUGCCACCAAAGUCUCAGAGGUUGCAGGUAUUGGGAUGAUUGCUGCAACAAUAGGAGAUUCUAUAGCAGUGGACUUGCUCGCGGAUGAUGCUACAUUGGCUGAUUGCCGAAGGUUCCUUUGGGUCAGUGCGGAUUUGGCAGUUCAGCUACGCGACCCCGACCUCGACCAAUGUUUGAAGGAUGCUUUUGCAGAGGAUUCUCUAGAAUCACCGGGCUUGGAGAUGGAGGAAGUUCAGGACGAACCCAACAUGCCACAAGAUGUUGCCGCAGAUGAGGCCACAAGCCCUUCGAAUGCAGCGCAGAAAGAGGAUUCGCUGGAAUCACCGAACUUUAAGGUGGAGGAAGUUCAGGACGAGCCCAACAUGCCACAAGAUGUUGUCGCAGAUGAGGCCACAAGCCCUUCGAACGCAGCGCCAAAAGAGGAUUCCCUAAAAUCGCCGGGAUUGGAGGUGGAGGACGUCCAGGACGAGCCCCACAUGCCACAAGAUGUUGUCGCAGAUGAGGCCACAAGCCCUUCGAAUGCAGCACGAAAAGAGGAUUCGCUAGAAUCACCGGGUUUGGAGGUGGAGGAAGUUCAGGAGACUACUUUGUUGGUUGAAGUCCCGGAGAAUGCCACGGACUGGCAGGUUGAAACUCUUGACAAGUUCUUGCAGCUAAUAGGAGGUCGCGUUGCAAAACGAUCCCCUUGGCAGAACCAAUCAGGUAGAGACGGCUCUCAACGCAUCAUCCAACUUGCAGAUUUGGUUGUGAAUGAGAGUACAAAGCCACCAGAGUUGCCCGCCUCCGACCAAAUGGAUGUAGUUGUCCGCUCAAUCACUGCGGAAGGUUCGGGUGGAACUCUGCAUCUUUGUGUUCCAAAAGACGCCAAUGUUGGAAUGAUUCGCGAAUUGGUCACUCAACGUUGCGGUGGAGGCGGAGUGGCUGCUCACAUCCGCAUGGUGCGGCGCUUUACUGAAGUUCUUUUCCUGCCUGUGGAUGACAGUGAGCCAGUUGAGGAAGAAAUGCAUCUUUUGGGUAUCGACUUGGAGGGCGUUACGGAUGACGAACCUGAUACAGAAGCAAGAGCAGAAACAGGAACUGCAAAAUCUGAAUCGAUUGGUUUGCUCGUUGCUGCAAUGGAGCUUCUUGAAGACUCAGAAGUUCAAGAGCGCUUGCAGGAAGGACUGGAUGCAGACAGCCAUGAAGUUCUUGCGGGUUGGGAGCCGCCUUGGAUGGCUGAUGGAUUUGACGAGCUUGAUAGUUGCACACUCCAGACAGUGGUAGCUGGCACGAUUCACACUUGGGCUGAGAGUUUCUCCCAACUUGUUGAACAAAUGACAACCGCUGCUGCUGCUGCAGCUGGAGCUGCAGGUGUCAACCACGGUGAUGUCCAAGAAGAAGAUGAUGAAGUGUUGGCUUGUGAAGAUCAAAUGGGGGAAGCAGAUGAUGAUGGAGCUCUGAAGCUACUUGAGACACGUUGUGAAAGAGGUAAGCACGAGGAGGGAGACGCCGAAAGUGCCAUCAGUGCUAUCCAGCAGCAAAUCGAGCAGGUGUUAGCAGAGCCAGAGAUGGAACCGGAACAAGAACCAGAUCACGACUGCAGGGGCGAAACGGCAGCUACCUUUAGCAUGAUUUAGCUGUCAGCGUGUAGUGAAGACAACAAGGGCAAAAAAUAUGGGACAGGAAAGCAUCGAUAAAACUCAGACAGCACCGGCAGAGCCACGCCUUGGAGUUUUGUAUGGUUUAGUAGUCAUUUAAUUUGCUGGUGUUCAGGGCUGGUUGGAUUGGGGCAGUGCUUCAAUGAUGUUUCAAGUUUCUCAUCUAAAUGCAG
Molecule: messenger RNA, 6239 nt
Organism: Durusdinium trenchii
Lineage: Eukaryota; Dinophyceae; Suessiales; Symbiodiniaceae
Source: the annotation of a GenBank genome assembly